CCAUUACCGCUGUCGGGAUCACGUGACCCAUCCAUUGACAAACGUCGCUUCGCCGUCUCCGCAUACGAGCUCGGCCCGCGGGCAGCAGAGUGUUCACACGCACAGUCGGAAAGCACAAAUCACGCGGCCACCGUACCGUUGGGCAAAAUUUCGCGUCACGCGGCCACGAAAUCGAUCAAGCGGGCGCGACACACGGCUCUGUUGUUCGACAUAUUGCGUUAUCCUUCUCGGCGCCAGGCUGGCUUCUGAUUGGCCCAGACUGGCAGCCGCCAUAGCCGUUUCAAAAGGCGAAAGAUCGUCGCACCAGCUAAUCUCAAAGUUUGCGGCGACGGCCGUGCCUUGACACCAGCCGUAGGAAGCAAAGGCUUUAAUCGAGCGGGCCAGAAUUGCGAUGCAAACGUGAUCGGCCAUUAAAAAAGUGAUCCUUCUGGUAUCCGAAAAUAAUGGCCACCUUAGCCAAUCAGAGCGAGCCUUUCAAACGAGCGGGAAAACUCGCGCCACCUGUCAAUGCGCUGACACAACUUGUAUCUCUAAACAUGGCAUCCGCCGCACCGGUCGGCUGCAUGUACCGAGUGACGCCGAUCUACCAAGAAAUCGCCUCCGUCGAGCUCCCGACUUGCAUGUACAGGGUGGCGAGCGUGUACGGCGGGACCUCCGCUGCCAACAUGCCGAACGGUGUGAUGCCCAUCAACGACACGGGUGACAUGGUAGCCGAGCUAGAACGCCGGCAACAGCAGCUAAUAGAGAGGUUGAACCACCUGAAGGGGCUUGUGGACAACGUUGCGGCCAAGUCGACUUCUCGGCAACCCAUUCCUGGUGGAACAGCUGAAACGGCGACUGUCCCCGCUAGAGCACCGAUGCAGGUCGGCAAGAGGACGGGCUCCCUCGUGGACAUUGUCGUCAACGCGUCGCCCGACCAUCCGCCGUGGAGCCUCUGGCCCCUGCGUCGCCUCUUGUCGCAGCACAUGCGGGUGCUGUUUGCAUGCCACACGCAUUCGUCUGUGGGCGCCUUGCCCGCAAACCUGAGCUUCCUGACGGCCGGCCCCGACAGGGGUCCCUUGGCAGAAUCGCGCAUGUCUCACGACCUCGCCCUCACCCUCGUGUGGAAGCAAGUGGACGAGAACUGCGAAGUCAUGGUGAGCCCGAUGCUCCAGGCGGCCAUUGUGGGAGAGGUGAAUCUCAUCAGGUACCUCGGGCGUCUACUGAGCCCCUCUUACGAGUCGGGAGAUGCGGUGACCGCGACGGAGAUGGACUACUGGCUCUCGUUGGCUCACCACGGCGUCAUCCACGGCAAGAACAAAGAACAACAAGCCGUUCUCAAGGCCCUCAACGCACAACUGGGCAGGACGCCCUACGUCCUGGGUUCAGUGCCAGGCCUCGCCGACAUCGCCCUUUGGAGCGCAUUACUGCAGGCCAAUCUCGCAUGCGGGGCUCCCAACAACGUGAAGAAGUGGUUGAAGACGCUCAGCGCGAACCCCAUCUUUGCGCUACCCGAGGGGUGUCACGUCCUAAGCGAUCUAUGAAAGAAUCCAAAUAGAAGUGUUAGGAACAGAAACUUCGCCUGGACGAUUACGUACAUUCGGGGGUGAAACGUUUGGGUUCUCAUCUUGUUAGCCUCGUGCAACUAAUAAAGGGUUAGGAAUAAUUAAUGGUUUACUGACAGUUCUCAGGUACUGAAAGCCAUAGAGUUUCCUACAAUACUGACUAGAAGGAACUGGGGCGCUGUCAUUGAUCAGCCACCAUAGGAAUGAUAAAAUGAUAAGGUACACUCAGACCUCAUUAUAACAUAGUCAGAUCUGUCACAAAAAUACUUUGUUAUAUCCGAAAAUUCAUUAUAAACUUAUAUUUGUAACACCAUGGCAAAGCCAUUCUCUUUGUUAUAAAUAAUUGAUUUCGUCAGUACUUGUUUUGUCAAGGUUUGAGUGUAUGUACAUGGGUUGGCUAGGUCCCCACGCUUGUGGCUUUGUUUAUCAUUGUGUGCUGGCUUUUGUUCUGAAUAAACGAACGACUUCUUGUGAACCUCGUGAGCCGUCAGGGUGGUAAGGUUGGGCUGCUGAACUUUUGCUGAAAUUCAUGUGGCUACAAUGCAGCUACAGGCCACUCGAAGCCGAAAGAACAAAGCAUAGGCAAAUCCAUGUACUGUCUAUCCUUCUUGUGAUGGCUCAAGCGUUGUGCAUUGCAACUACCAUGGGCACCAGUGCCAGAUGUCCCUCCAGCAUAAUAUUAUGGAAGUCUAUGCUGAAAACCACUUGGUUUUUCGCUACCAAAAAGCGAUUUUUGAACGGGUCCAAUGUCAAAUUUUUUCCGUGGUUUAGUCUAGAUAUUAUCAAUUUCAUUCCGGUCUUCACAAGUAACUUACCAUGCUAGUUGGCUGUUGUGUUGCCUUUGUCGAUGCUCUGUUUCAUAUUAGUAUACCACUAUGUGGGCCCAGUGCUGCAGUAUUUCCUUUUUUGCUUUGUCUUGUCUCGUGAUUUGAUUGACAGAUACAUGCUGUCACUCCUGGUGAACAUUCACGGCUCCAUUACGAGCAGCGUAAAAAGUGUCGUGCAAUAAAAGAUGAAUAUCAAAAUGAA
Rhipicephalus microplus (southern cattle tick) is the source of this 2573-nucleotide messenger RNA. RefSeq names its product aaRS-interacting multifunctional protein 2 (gene AIMP2). The record is from RefSeq and is a predicted model, not a curated record. NCBI's taxonomy places the organism in Eukaryota, Metazoa, Arthropoda, Arachnida, Ixodida, Ixodidae. Gene Ontology annotation, cellular component: aminoacyl-tRNA synthetase multienzyme complex.